AUGAGGAUCUUUCAGGCUGGCCCUCUCGCCAUUGCUCUCUCUGUCUUUACAGGAGCUGCCUCUGCUUCUGUUUUCCAGAACCACACCUAUGAUUAUAUUGUGGUCGGCGGUGGCCCUUCCGGUAUCAUCAGCGCCGAGAAGUUCGCCCAGGCAGGAAAGAAAGUUCUGCUCCUUGAGCGAGGUGUCGGACCAACUGUGGCCACCGGUAACAAUGAGACCCUCACUUGGGACCACUCAUUGACUCCCAUCGAUCUUCCGGGACUGUCGGCCGACAUCGGGGCGCUCGAUGUCUGGAACCAGUAUAUGUGCACCGACACUGCUGGCAAUGCUGCCUGUGUGCUCGGUGGUGGCGUAACGGUCAACUAUAUGGUCUUCGUUCACCCGCCAGCCCGUGACUUCGACGACAAAUGGCCCAAGGGCUGGAAGUGGAAGGAUGUCGAGUCGGCUGCAGACCGACUCUACAAGCGCAACCCCGGAACCACCCUGCCCUCUGCCGACGGCAAGCGAUAUGACCAGGGUCUCUAUGCUGUGCUGUCCAAGUUCCUCGGUGGCCUUGGCUGGAAGUCGGUGGAUAUGAUCACCGAGCCAAAUGAGAAGCACCAGAUCUACAGCUACCCGUCCUGGAACGUGCAGAACCAGAUGCGUGCUGGCCCUGUUCGCACCUAUCUCCCCGAUGCUACCAAGCUAGACAACUUCCACCUUGCUCUCCGAACCAAAGCGAUUCGCCUGGUCCGUUCCGGUAGCCAGGUCACUGGCGUCGAGAUUCAGACUCCCUCGGGCCGCUCCGAGAUUAUCACUGUUGCUCCCCACGGUCGUGUGGUGCUGGCAGCCGGCGCUCUAUCUACUCCGCGCCUGUUGUGGAACUCUGGUAUUGGUGGCAAGGCCCAGAUCGAGACUGCGAAGAAGAGCGGUGUUGCCGUUCCUCCCAAGCGUCAGUGGAUUGAUCUGCCUGUCGGUGUCGGUCUCAAGGACCACCCCAUUUUCCCGAUCGUUUUCAACACCAACGCCUCAUUUGGUCUUGUUGACUACGACGGGGUCCUGAAUGGAACCGACGCUCGCGAUAUCUCCCUCUACCGCAAGCACAGCGGUGUUCUGACCCAGGGUAAGCACCGCAUGAUCUUCUUCACCUCAGAGGAGAUUGAUGGCCACACUCAGUACUACCAGGGCUCGUGCGCGCCUACUGAUGAGGGCGUGGUGACCGUAACCACGUACAUGACCCACGGCCUCACCUCGUCCGGUGUCCUGGGGCUUGAUGCUAGCGGAAAGACUGUCAUUGAGAAGUCGCCUUACCUCCAGACCGCUGCUGACCGGAAGGCCGCCCGCACUUUUAUUCAGAAGAUGGUCAAUGACAUCACCGCCCCGUCCACCGGGUUCGAGCUUGAGACCUACCCCAAUGUCUCGGCCAUCUUGAAGGCCCAAACCCCUGGUACGCACUACACCAGCACUGCGAAGAUGGGUACCGAUGAUGGCCGUAAGAACGGCACUUCCGUUGUCGAUACCAAUACCAAGGUUUACGGAGUGGAUAACCUGUACAUCGUUGAUGCCAGUAUCCAUCCCGAUCUCCCGACCGGUAACAUUCAAACUGCCGUCAUGGUCGUUGCUGAAGCCGCUGCCGCUAAGAUUUUGUCCAACUAA
Molecule: messenger RNA, 1635 nt
Organism: Penicillium samsonianum
Lineage: Eukaryota; Fungi; Ascomycota; Eurotiomycetes; Eurotiales; Aspergillaceae
Product: putative cellobiose dehydrogenase
Exons: 2
Coding region: 1-1635 (544 amino acids)
Molecular function (GO): oxidoreductase activity, acting on CH-OH group of donors; flavin adenine dinucleotide binding
Source: RefSeq, a predicted model, not a curated record